Messenger RNA from Fomitiporia mediterranea MF3/22, 225 nucleotides. RefSeq lists its product as uncharacterized. The transcript is spliced from 3 exons. The record is from RefSeq and is a predicted model, not a curated record. Bases 1 to 225 code for a protein of 74 amino acids. Lineage: Eukaryota; Fungi; Basidiomycota; Agaricomycetes; Hymenochaetales; Hymenochaetaceae.
AUGGAGAAGGGUCCUGUGCCCAGCACCAUUCUAAUUCUUUAUAAGCUCCUUGAGGUGGAGAGUGCGAGCCGGUCCGCAGCGUCCGGGACUGGUGCGGAUGGGUCUAUCCGCGAAACCGCACUGCGGAUAAGCAUUUCCACGGAUAACUUAUCCGCGGAUGAAAUUCCCACGGAUACCGCAGUUCCUGCGUAUCCGCAAAAAACAGCCGGAAAUUUGCGGGACUAA